Messenger RNA from Erythranthe guttata (spotted monkey flower), 1611 nucleotides. The record is from RefSeq and is a predicted model, not a curated record. NCBI's taxonomy places the organism in Eukaryota, Viridiplantae, Streptophyta, Magnoliopsida, Lamiales, Phrymaceae.
AUGAGGUUUGGAGAAUUAUUUGGUGUGAGAAAAUGUGUUACUUCCUUUGGAUUUCAAGAGUUAGUUGGAUACGUAAGGGCCAAAUGGGGCUCGUUUCACCAGAACACCAUGUCUCUCACGUAUACGGUUGUUGGUCAUGGGGAGGGUGUGUUGUGUGAUGAUGACGAUGUGUUUUACAUGAUGUCGUUAGCGCGCGAGAUGUCUCUUGAUCGUGUUGAAGUGAGUGUUAAACAAAGAGAGGGAGUUGUUCCUGAUGUGGUAUCAUGCGUUCGAAUUUGGUCAAGGAUGUUGGUCAAGUUUUUCGUGGAAACUGGAUUUGAGUUUAGGAAAGCUUUAUGCAUGUAUUCGGUGGAAACUGGAUUUGAGUUUACAUACGUUAAGAAUGAGCGGUGGAAACUGGAUUUGAGUUUACAUACGUUAAGAAUGAGCGUGUACGUGUCACAGCUGAAUGCAGACACAGUUAAGAAGCUGAAUUAUGGAGUUGACAUUAGCUAUUAUGUGGCUUGGAGGUCUGUCACGGCAGGGAAGCAACAUGUUUUUGGUGAUGAUACUAGUUCAUACUCACACUUACCGUCGUACUUCGAAGAACUUGGUCGUACCAAUCCGGAUAGCGUUUAUAAUCUUGACAUCGAUGCAGAUACGAUGAAGUUUCGACAAUUGUACCCAGUUGCAUUUGGCAUAGUUAGUGAAGAAUCUGAUAGCAAUUGGGCUUACUUUCUUACUCAUUUGAGGGUUUGCAUUGGAACGGAUCGUGUGGUGACGUUUUUCUCGGAUCGCAAUCACGGUAUUUUGGAUGGGGUCAAAAAUAUAUUCCCUGAUUGUCUUCAUAUAUACUGCUUGUAUCACAUGCAAUUAAAUUUGUCAAGUAAAUGUAGAGGUUGUCCAUCUGGUUUUCGAAAGAAGAUGGCUCAUUUGUUUAAUGCUUGUGCCUACGCUCCUACGAAAUCUGAGUUUGAUGUGCAUAUAAAGGAGUUUAUAGAAACUGGAGGUACAAGGAUUAGAAAUUUUCUAGCAGACCUUCCGUAUAACAACUGGACUUGUGCACAUUUUGAGGGGAAUAGAUAUGGGCAGAUGGCAUCUAGUGUUGCAGAAUCGUGGAAUAUGAAGAUUGGCGUCAUUCGUGGUCUGCCUAUUACAGAUGUGGUUGAUGGUCUUAGGAGUAUAAUGAUGGUGGAAAUGUUUGUAAGGGCAGAGGAGGCUGCGGUUAUGUCAACUGUACUUUGCACUCCCAUUCAGGGUGCUGUUAAUAAACUAGUACAUGACAGUAGAGUUUUGAUAACAAAGAGGGCAUCGGAGUACAUUUACGAGGUGCUUAGUACUCCAACAGCUGUUGUUGACAUUCGCAACAGGUCGUGCACGUGUAGAGCGUGGCAAGUCAACGGUCUGUCGUGUAUACAUGUUGCGUGUGUUCUGUUCCAUAACAAUAAUGAUGGUUAUGCAUAUGUUGACUACUAUUACACUGUUAGACCUCCAGAUUAUCAUAUUCGGUGUGGCAGGCCGAAGGUGAAGAGAAUUCCUUCGAGAGGUGAGAAGGUUAAGAGGAAGAUAAAAUGCAGCUCAUGCAACCGUAUGGGCAAUCACAACAAGAAAACGUGCAGGAGGCCUCUAUGA